UCACGUUCCACAUUUGGCAAGUUGCAUGUCAGGCGUUGGUAUACCAGUUGAUCUCGAGGCAGAAACAAUUACAACUGGCGCUGUAUUAAAAGGACAAUUUUGGUUACCCUACAACGCUACGCAACUUUAUUAUGGUCUCACGGCUGCUGGAUUACCGAUAACAAGAAGCACAGAGAAACGAAAAAGGGGUAUUUUCAAUCCACGAUUGGCAGCCUAUAAAGCUUUGGAAUAUAUCUUGGAUAAUCGAGGACAUAAUGGUGUAGAUUGUAUUUUGAGAGCUAUAUGUGAAGCAGCACAAAUCCCGUUUUCACAGUUCCACCCUAUAACAGAAUUGUUUCAUUUAUUUUUCACACCUUCUUCAAGCGAUGGUGAAAUCAUAGACAAACUUUUGGAUGGCUAUUUGAAUGCUGAAGCUUCUGGCGCCAUUGGUGAUCCUUGCCAUCUACAAUAUUCACGAUGCAAUUUUUCACUCAUAAAUAUCUUAACAACUAUUUUAUAG
Hermetia illucens (black soldier fly) is the source of this 499-nucleotide messenger RNA. RefSeq lists its product as uncharacterized. The record is from RefSeq and is a predicted model, not a curated record. NCBI's taxonomy places the organism in Eukaryota, Metazoa, Arthropoda, Insecta, Diptera, Stratiomyidae. The coding region runs from base 26 to 499 and encodes 157 amino acids. The transcript has 4 exons.